Molecule: messenger RNA, 1809 nt
Organism: Chanos chanos (milkfish)
Lineage: Eukaryota; Metazoa; Chordata; Actinopteri; Gonorynchiformes; Chanidae
Product: sodium- and chloride-dependent GABA transporter 2-like
Exons: 14
Coding region: 1-1809 (602 amino acids)
Biological process (GO): sodium ion transmembrane transport; amino acid transport; nitrogen compound transport
Cellular component (GO): plasma membrane; cell projection
Molecular function (GO): gamma-aminobutyric acid:sodium:chloride symporter activity
Source: RefSeq, a predicted model, not a curated record
AUGACCAUCAGCGAAAAAGGAGAAGUUCAACUUGUCCACACUAAUGGGUCGAAGAAAUGCCCAAAUCCAAAGAAAAGAGGAAAUUGGGGCAGUAAAACAGAGUACAUUUUAACAGUUAUGGGGGCAAUCAUUGGACCAGGAAACGUCUGGAGAUUUCCCUAUUUGUGUUAUAAAAACGGAGGAGGUGUUUUUUUCAUCCCGUACUUACUUUUCCUGACCACCUGUGGGAUACCUCUUUUCUUCAUGGAGACUGCCCUGGGCCAGUACACCAGCCAAGGGGGCAUCACCUGCUGGAGGAGAAUCUGCCCAUUAUUUGAAGGUAUGGGCUAUGCCAGCCAUGUCAUCAUUGUGUUCAGCGCUACCUCGUACAUAGUCAUCCUGGCCUGGUCCUUCUUCUACCUGUUUGCCUCCCUCAGUGCCGAGCUGCCCUGGGCCAGCUGUGGGAACUACUGGAACACUGAAACAUGCAUGACUGUAGGCAAAGAUUUCGCAUCCAAUGUGACAUCCAAACAGAACUAUACCCUUCCGGUUAUGGAGUUUUGGCAACGCAGGGUUCUGAACAUCUCCAGUGGCAUUGAGGAAUUGGGCAGCAUUAGGUGGGAGCUAGCACUGUGUCUCUUGCUGUCCUGGGUGAUCUGCUACUUCUGUGUGUGGAAAGGAGUGAAGUCUACAGGAAAGGUGGCAUACUUCACUGCAACCUUCCCCUAUGUCACACUGCUGAUUCUCCUGGUACGUGGAGUUACACUGCCUGGUGCCAGAGAUGGAAUCAUCUACUAUCUCUACCCUGACAUCAGUCGUCUUUCAGACCCGCAGGUCUGGAUGGAUGCUGGGACGCAAAUCUUUUUCUCUUAUGCCAUUAGCUUGGGGUUUCUCACAUCCCUAGGUAGCUACAACCAAUACAACAAUGACUGCUACAAGGAUUGUUUCUACCUGUGUCUACUGAACAGUGGGACCAGUGUAGUAUCUGGGUUUGCUAUCUUCUCUGUGCUGGGGUUCAUGACCUACGAACAGGGAGUGAAUAUUGCAGAAGUGGCUGAGUCAGGUCCUGGGCUGGCGUUUAUUGUGUACCCUCGUGCGGUCGCUAUGAUGCCGCUGCCUCAGAUCUGGUCUGUGUGUUUCUUUGCCAUGAUUAUUCUGCUGGGCCUGGACAGUCAGUUUGUUGGGCUGGAGUGUGUCAUGACGUCAGUGGUGGAUCUGUUCCCCACACACCUUCGUCGGGGCUUCAGACGGGAGCUGCUCCUCCUGGCGAUCUGCACCGUCUGUUGCAUUUUGGGAUUGAGUCUAGUCACCGAGGGUGGAAUCUACCUGCUCCAGCUGCUGGAUCACCACGUGUGCAGUGGCACCACUCUUCUGCUACUGUCUAUCUGCCAGUCAGUCAGCAUUGCCUGGGUGUAUGGUGCUGAGCGUUUCUACGGCAACAUCACCGACAUGAUCGGCUAUCGACCUGGACCCGUGAUGAAGUAUUGCUGGCUGUUUGUUACUCCGACUGUAUGCAUAGGUACGUUCAUCUUUUCCAUUGUUGGGCAGUCUCGCUUGAAGUUCAGUAACUCCUAUGUGUACCCUCUAUGGGCCACUGUCAUUGGCUGGUUUCUGAGCACCAUCUCGCUCUCCCUGAUCCCCCUUUGGAUCCUCUACAAGCUCUCACAGGGUGAAGGACCACUGCGGCAAAGAUUUCUGGCUCUCUGUCGCCCUGUCGACGAUCUCCCCAUGAAUUACACACACAAGCCCAGGUCAGCUGUGCACGUUGGGGGGACAGGUGACCUGCCUGCCAUGGCGGAGAUAAAACCAUUGUCCACGACGACAGAUUAA